AUUUGACAGUAAAUAAGUUGUCAUUUGUAGGUCUCUGACAAGUUGUGAGUGCAAUUUUCUUCUUUGCUCUUGAAAUCAUAAAAAAUGGCAGCACGUCGCGUUGCACAAUCCUCCAUUAACUGGUCUGCUUUGGCCGAACGUGUGCCACCCAACCAAAAGGCCAACUUCGCCGCCUUCAAAUCCAGAUCGGAUGUUUACAUGCGCGCUGUCAUGGCCAACCCAGAAAAUCCACCAAAGAUCGACUGGGCUCACUACAAGAAAUUGGUACCAAUUGCCGGUUUAGUCGACAAUUUCCAAAAGCAAUACGAUGCCGUUAAGGUUCCCUACCCAGCCGAUAACGUCAGCUCCCAGGUUGAUGCUCAAGCUAAGGAAACCAAAUCUGAAAUCGAUAACUUCAAGAAGAGCUCUGAUGCCCGCAUUGCUCAAUUGCAAAAGGAAAUCGAUCAUUUGAAAUCGUUGUUGCCAUUCGACCAAAUGACCAUGGAAGAUUACCGCGAUUCAUUCCCCGAUAUGGCUUUGGAUCCCGUCAAUCGUCCCUCUUUCUGGCCUCACACUCCUGAAGAGCAAGUCGGCUAUGUAUCCAAGGAAAUGGAAGCUGCUCGUGCUGCUCAUGAUCACUAAAGAGCUGAGUUUUUUAGCUGGUGGAAAUUUGGGUGUAGAUUUUAAGUUGUUUUGUAACUCUAAAUUUAUAAAAUCUAAGAGUUCUAAACUAAUUCUGUAAUUGUAAUGCGAAUUAUUUAACAAAUUACACAGUUUAUGAAUCGAUAAUUAAUUAAACAUCAUUAAUAAAGAAAACAUUCUUCGGAAAAUCUAUAA
Messenger RNA from Calliphora vicina (urban bluebottle blowfly), 816 nucleotides. It is a transcript of the gene ATPsynD, whose product is annotated as ATP synthase, subunit D. The transcript has 2 exons. Gene Ontology annotation, biological process: proton motive force-driven ATP synthesis. Bases 85 to 621 code for a protein of 178 amino acids. The record is from RefSeq and is a predicted model, not a curated record. NCBI's taxonomy places the organism in Eukaryota, Metazoa, Arthropoda, Insecta, Diptera, Calliphoridae. Gene Ontology annotation, molecular function: proton-transporting ATP synthase activity, rotational mechanism.